UGAAAUAGUGCAUAGGCGAAGACUAGCGGAUGCUGCCGUGUUCAUCUUCAUACAUCAUUUCGAUAUAGAUUUAAAAAAACUCUUAACACUUUAUCGGUAUCUCUUGAAUAGAACAGUUCCAUCAUCUAGCUUGACAGGAUUGAAAUGUUACAGUUUAGGUUCACGUUAGUGCUAAAGGAGUUGUAUAAAUCCAACCGCGCGCGUCCUUUUUCAGGUAUAGCUAGAAAUAAGACGUCAUUAACCGCCUCUUGCUGCUUCAGCACCGGCUGUGCCAAUGUCAAAUUGGGGUCCAAUCUAAAGUCCCUCUGUGUUGGGGGACACCCACCUGUGCUGUCCACCUCGUAUGGGGUGAGGUACCUGUGCACGAAGACAGAUGCCGGCUCUACAAAUUCCAAAAAUGAACUCAGCAAAGAGGCUGCUGCAGAAAAGAGAAGGAAGGCGGGUAUCCUGCCCAGCCUGGAGGACCUCCUCUUCUACACCAUUGCAGAGGGCCAGGAGAAAAUCCCUGCUCACAAGUUCACCACGGCUCUGAAGGCCACUGGGUUAUGGACGGGCGACCCCAGGCUGAAAGAAUGUAUGGAGAUGCUGAAGGUCACCUUGAAGCAGACGUCAGAUGGAGCGCUGGACCGUCACCUCUUCAAGAAAUGUGUUCAGAGCAACAUAGUGCUGCUCACGCAGGCGUUCAGGAAGAAGUUUGUCAUCCCCGACUUCCAAUCCUUCUGCUCCCACAUCGAUGACAUUUACGAGAGUGCCAAAAUGAAGUCCGGAGGCAAGGUGGCUGACUAUAUCCCUCAGCUGGCGAAGUUUAGUCCGGACCUGUGGGGGGUCGCCAUUUGCACAGUGGACGGACAGAGGUUCACGGUGGGAGACACUAAGGUCCCGUUCUGUCUGCAGUCGUGCGUGAAGCCUCUGAAGUACGCCAUCGCCGUAAACGACCACGGCACAGACUAUGUGCACCGCUUCAUCGGGAAGGAGCCCAGCGGCCUGCGCUUCAACAAACUCUUCCUCGAUGAGGACGAUAAGCCCCACAAUCCCAUGGUAAACGCCGGAGCCAUCGUCUGCACCUCUCUCAUCAAGACAGGAGCAAGCAACGCAGAGAAGUUUGAUUAUGUCAUGAACUUUAUGAAUAAGCUGGCGGGGAACGAGUAUGUGGGUUUUAGCAACGCCACUUUCCAAUCUGAGCGAACAUCAGGUGACAGGAACUUUGCCAUUGGCUACUACUUGAAGGAAAAGAAGUGUUUUCCAGAGGGAACAGACAUGACCGCCAUCCUGGACUUCUACUUCCAGCUGUGCUCGAUCGAGGUGACGUGUGAGAGUGCCAGUGUCAUGGCGGCCACGUUGGCCAACGGCGGCUUCUGUCCAAUCACUGGCGAGCGUGUGCUGAACCCCGAGGCCGUGCGGAAUACCCUGAGUCUCAUGCACUCCUGCGGCAUGUAUGACUUCUCAGGACAGUUCGCCUUCCAUGUGGGCUUGCCGGCUAAGUCGGGAGUGGCGGGGGGCAUCCUACUGGUGGUGCCCAACGUGAUGGGCAUCGUGUGCUGGUCGCCCCCUCUGGACAAGAUGGGCAACAGCGUGCGCGGCAUCCAGUUCUGCACGGACCUGGUUCACCUGUGUAACUUCCACAACUAUGACAACCUGCGGCACUUUGCCAAGAAGCUGGACCCACGUAGGGAGGGAGGUGACCAGAGGGUCAAGUCUGUCAUCAACCUGCUGUUUGCAGCGUACACUGGGGAUGUCUCUGCCCUGCGCAGGUUUGCAUUGUCGUCAAUGGACAUGGAGCAGAGGGACUAUGACUCCAGGACGGCUCUGCACGUAGCUGCAGCUGAAGGCCAUUCUGAGGUGGUGAGGUUCUUGCUGGAAGCCUGCAAGGUCAGCCCAAUUCCCAAGGACAGGUGGGGCAACACGCCCAUGGACGAGGCGGUGCACUUUGGGCACCAUGAUGUGGUGACGAUCCUGCAGGACUACGUCACCCAGUACAGCCCCAAGGAGCCUGCCGAGGACAAGGAGACCGCCGAGAAGAACCUGGACGGCCUGCUCUAGAGCACCACUCCCAUGCCCUGGGCACCCUGGACUGCUCUAGAAACUCCUCUCCCAUCCCCCCUCAACAGUGAUGGGCAACUCUAUACCAACCUCCCCAGCGCCUAAACAGUGAUGGACAAUCUGAAUUCAGGAGCUUAUACAAUGCAAUGCCUAAAUGACCUGGUUUUACCCAGUGAUGAGCGACCUGGAUUCUAAAGAGAGAAUCCACUGCCACAUAUUCCCAAUUUCCUGGUUUUGCCUAUUAUCUGGGAAUAGUGGAACUGGAUUGUAGCUUCUCAAUCCAGGUUGCCCAACACUGGUUUUUACCUGCCCACUUUCCAAAUUUGGCCAGGGAAUAACAGGUAAUAUGUAAUAGGUGGCACUGGAUUAUAAGCUUCUGAAUCCAGGAUGCCCAUCACUGGCCCUACCCCAACCUCCAUUAUUUAAUGAAUCUAUGUAUAUACAGUAUGUAUUGUAUUAUAUGUGGGAGUGUGAGAAGAAGUGUGUGUAUGAAUGGAAUGCCAGUGAGGCUCCUGUGUCAUUUUGUUUGGUACUACUAGUGUACAAGUGGAUGGUGAAUCAUUGAAACGUUGAAAUCUUUGUACAAGUUGCUGUAUUUUUAAGAUGAGGAAGAAAACAAGGAAAAAAGAAAAAUGUUUAAAAAACCUAAGUAUUUUGUAGCUGCUUCUGUUGACCUGUUCAUGGUUGUGAUAUUUUUCCGACUUGGCGUUCUAGCUUUUUUGUCUUCUGUUUGUUCGUCGGUUUGUUUAUUUUUCUGUGUUAUGUAGUUACAGUAGUAUAGUAUCGCACAUCUCCUCCCCUUUGCCAUAUAGCAGAGGUUUGUGGAACCAUGAGACAUCAUUCCGGUUCUUAAUUUGAGCUCCUGUUCUCUCGUCAAUCGGUUCCUUCCUGUUCUGUGUUGUAGCGUGUUCUCAUUGUGAUCUCCUCUGUGGAACAUAUUACUGUUAAUGCUGUGGAACUCUUACACCUUACUCGCCCUAUGACACCUACUAUACAUAGUCGAGUUCCACAGCAAGAGUAAAGAAAAUAAGUUAUAUAUAUAUACAUUAUAUGAAUUAUAUAUAAAUAUAUGUGUAUAAAUAUAUAGAGAUAUAAAUUUGUACAUUCAUGUACUGACGACACUAAAAAAUAUUCUGUCGUGUCGUUUAAAAUUUGAGGUAGAGUUGAGGUUUAAGGAUCUAGUGAGAGCAGAGUUUAUCUGAGGUUUUUUUUUUUUUUGGAAGCUUCUUUGGAUUCACAGGAAUUAAUGAGUCUUCAUGAAGAAGCAGACAGAUUGUGUCUGCUAUGUCAAACAAACAAACAAAAAGGUCA
Engraulis encrasicolus (European anchovy) is the source of this 3351-nucleotide messenger RNA. RefSeq names its product glutaminase kidney isoform, mitochondrial-like. The coding region runs from base 145 to 2040 and encodes 631 amino acids. The record is from RefSeq and is a predicted model, not a curated record. Gene Ontology annotation, biological process: L-glutamine catabolic process. The transcript is spliced from 18 exons. Lineage: Eukaryota; Metazoa; Chordata; Actinopteri; Clupeiformes; Engraulidae. Gene Ontology annotation, molecular function: glutaminase activity; protein binding.